UAAAAUAAAAUAUUACGUCAGACAAUUGAACCAUCAGGUCUUCAGAGCGUACUUCUGUUGUAGUUUCAUAAAGUGGCCAGCAGAGGGAGGCAGUCCCACACUGACCACCAGAGGGAGGCAGUUACACAGAGUGAACAGCGGGUGUCGCUGUGAGCUUAUUUGGGUCAGAUUGACGUCAUUGUUGGGGAAUGUUAAAGAUGGCGCUGGACGGUCAGAGGAUUGUUGCCGCAGCAACAAGCUGAAGGGAUUUAAUUAAUCGUUCAGCCGGCACCAAGUUCCUCUUCCAUCCACGGUCCGAAUACUUCAGGUUCUGAACCCAAACAUGAGCCCGGUAGAUCCGGUCAGAGCCCGGUAACCCUGUGGUGUACCACCGGAUAAAAUGGUAGCCGGAUCCUCGGAGAACAACAGAAGCUGCUGCGGAGUUCGGCCCACCGAGCCGGAGGAUCUUACGGCCGGGGCCGACGCGUCUGUGGCGGACUGAGGGGGUCAUGGAAACGCCGAAGGAGAACGGAGGCUCGGUUUCUGUGGAUCUGAACGAAAACGAAGAUGAGCCGGUGGCUGUGGAGGGGAAACCGGGUCCCAGGACACUGAAGGAGCGCAGCCUGACGUUGCUGACCGGUGUCAGCGGGGGUCAGGCGGCGGGCUGGACCCGGAAUCCGGUGGAUCUAAACGGGAAGAACGCAGCCAGAGACCCGGAGAUCAUGCUGGUAGCUCCGGAGGACGGGUACCUGUCCGGCCCGGUGGUGUUGGGCGGUGUGAACGGGUUUUCCCUGGAAGCAGAGGAGCGGAGAGAAGCAGGAGGUCCGGCCGUUUCCUCUCCAGCUGCGCUCCAGGAGGAAGGAGACUCUUCUCACCCCCAGGACCAGCGCUCAUGUCCAGGGAAGCCGAACUGGACCUCCGCGAGUGUAAACAUGUCCAACGGGGUAGCUGACAGUCCUGAGGCGGCGGUCCGGUGUCUGGGUCAGAGACUGGGUCAGUGUGAGCUGGGCUGUGAGGAGGUGAAAGUAGCUAACGGUGGUUUGCACAUGAUGAGCCCCGGUUCUGAGUGGCCCGGUUCCGAUUACUUCCCUGUGAACAGACACUCUGACCCAGGGUUCAGGCGGAACCGCUCCCCCAGCUGGGGCGACCCCAGAUCCGGUCCACUAUCCACCCCGGAACCGAGCCCCGGCCCCGCGUCGCCCUGCCCGUCCAGCCCGCUGUCCGAACCCAACACCCGGCAGGAGGACGAGGAGCCGCUCGGUGACCCGGAUGUUCCCGCCAGGCCGCAGAGUCUGAGGACUAACCCCGCAGCCAGCGUGUCCCGCAGCUGUGACGCCACCCCGCUGUCCCCUGAUGAGGACAGGGGGUUCAACUUUGACCCCGAGGCGGGUCGGAGGCAGAGCGCCCCGGACAAGCUGAGCGAGGAGACCGGGGGUUCUGAGCUCACAGUGAUGCCCAAAAGGUUCGGCAUCGCUGACUUCUUCACCAGGAGCCUGUUUUCUAGAAAACCCAAAGAGUCCAAGGCAGCGUCCCACAAUGCAACAGGAUGGCGACUGUUCAGCAAGUCAGAGAGCAGAGAGGAGGACCAGAGCGGAGAGGCGGCCAUGACACCUCAGCAGCAGGAGGACGAGGACUCGCCGUGUCCACAGCGCCCCCCGGCGGCAGGGAGGAGGAAGAACCUGGAGUUUGAGCCUUUGUCCACCACCGCUCUGAUUCUGGAGGACCGGCCGUCGAACCUGCCGGCCAAGUCCCUGGAGGAGACGCAGAGACACAAGCUGGAGUACGAGGAGAUGGUGGCAGGAGCCAAGAGGAGAGAGAUGAAGGACGCCCAGAAGAAGAAGCGCCAGAUGAAGGAGAGACACCGGCAGGAGGACAGCAUCUCCAACGCCAUGGUGGUCUGGAACACCGAGAUCCUGCCGCACUGGGACGCCAUGAAGGGGACGAGGCGCGUCCGGGACCUCUGGUGGCAGGGCCUUCCUCCUGGAGUCCGAGGACGAGUCUGGAGCCUGGCCAUCGGCAACGAGCUCAACAUCACAGCAGAACUGUAUGAGAUCUUCCUGUCCAGAGCCAAGGAGAAGUGGAGGAGCUACAGCGAGACAAGCUCGGUCAACGACAACGAGAGCGACGGAGGAGCGUCUCUGGCGGACCGGGAGUCCAGUCUGGACCUCAUCAAGCUGGACAUCUCCAGAACCUUCCCGUCUCUCUUCAUCUUCCAGAAGGGCGGGCCGUACCACGACCUGCUGCACAGCGUGCUGGGAGCCUACACCUGCUACCGACCUGACAUCGGCUACGUCCAGGGCAUGUCGUUCAUCGCCGCCGUGUUGAUCCUGAACCUGGAGGAAGCCGAAGCCUUCAUCACCUUCGCCAACCUCCUCAACAAGCCGUGUCAGAUGGCCUUUUUCAGGGUGGACCACGAGCUGAUGCUGAAGUAUUUCGCCGCCUUCGAGAUUUUCUUUGAGGAGAAUCUUCCUCGACUCUUCAGCCACUUCCAGACCAACAGCCUGACCCCUGACCUCUACCUGAUCGACUGGAUCUUCACGCUGUACAGUAAGUCUCUCCCGCUGGACGUGGCGUGCCGGGUUUGGGACGUGUUCUGCCGGGACGGCGAGGAGAGCCUGUUCCGGACCGGCCUGGGGAUCCUGCGCCUCUUCGAGGACGUCCUGCUGCAGAUGGACUUCAUCCACAUCGCCCAGUUCCUCACGCGUCUCCCCGACGACCUGCAGCCGCACACGCUGUUCACCGCCAUGGCCAACACGCACAUGAUCAGCCGGAACCGCCGCUGGGCCCAGGUGUUCUCCGCUGUGAUGAAGGACGGGAACGUCAGAGAGGCGGAGAAGUCCGGCAGCCCGGCUCUGAGGAGCUAACGCCGCCCCAACAUGGAGCCGAGAGACGGCUGGACUUUCUGGUGCUCCCUCUGCUGGCCGGGAGGGGAACAGCUCCAGAACCUCUCCGGUCCAGUUCCUCUCUACUUCCUGGAUCAGCUGAAGCAGUAUUUAUCCCAGACGGAGGAUUCAGACGUGUCAGAAUGUGCUGCAUGCUUCCUCUGGAUCCAGAUUUCCUUUCAGCACUUUAUUCCUGCAGAACCCAGCGGAACCGACCCAACGGGCCGCUCUGGUUCUGUUUACCCGCCUGCUGGUCGCCUUCCAGGAGUAAAACUGUGAGCUCCUCCUGCACCAGCACCCAGAGGUCAGCAGCAGGGUUGACCCUGAGAUCAUGUGACUCAGCGACGAUGAAGAAGCAGAAAUACUGAGGAAGAGCGAGAGGAACCUGAAGUUACACCUU
Molecule: messenger RNA, 3261 nt
Organism: Poecilia latipinna (sailfin molly)
Lineage: Eukaryota; Metazoa; Chordata; Actinopteri; Cyprinodontiformes; Poeciliidae
Product: TBC1 domain family member 12-like
Exons: 13
Coding region: 489-2843 (784 amino acids)
Biological process (GO): regulation of GTPase activity
Molecular function (GO): small GTPase binding; GTPase activator activity
Source: RefSeq, a predicted model, not a curated record